AUGCCUGAGCACGCAGCCGCCUCCAGGCUGUGCUUCUCGGGGCUGUGCUUCCUCCUGCAGAUCCUCCUCAUCCUCCUCUUCGCGGUGUUGGUGCGCUACAGCCCCGAGGGCAGCCCCGAGCCGUGCCCCCCUCAGCUGAACUGCAGCCAGAGGAGCCAGGACCCGAAUUUCCUGCAGCCCCGGUUUCAGGAUGUCCACGUCCAGCUGCUCCUCAGCUUUGGGCUGCUGGUGGCCUUCCUCAGCCGCUAUGGGCCGGGCAGUGCUGCCAUCAUCAUCCUCAUCACUGCCUUCUCCAUCCAGUGGGCUGUCCUCAUGCAGGGCAUGCUUUUCUUCUUCCUCAGCGGCAAGAUUUCCGUGGGAGCUCAGAGCAUGGUCAGUGCUGAUUUCUGCACUGCAGCUGUUCUGAUCUCCACCGGAGCUGUUCUGGGCAGGGUGAGCCCUGUGCAGAUGCUGCUGCUGGCCCUGCUGGAAGUGACCCUGGGCACCCUCCAUGAAUUCAUCCUGCUCAGGCUCCUGGGGGUGAGCGACAGUGGAGGCUCCUUGACCGUGCACACCUUUGGUGCUUAUUUUGGCCUGGUGGUUUCACGGGUCCUGUACCAGCCCCACAAGGACAAGAGGAAGAGGGAAGAGCAGCAGGAUAAGGGGCACCACAAGGAUGUCUUUGCUGUGGUUGGAACCAUCUACCUGUGGAUCUUCUGGCCCAGCUUCACCUCCACCACCACUGUCCACCAUGAUGGAGAGAACUGGGCAGUGCUCAACUCCUACUUUUCACUGGUGGCAAGCACCGUGUCCACCUUCAUCCUCUCUCCUGUGCUCUAUGAGGAGAGCACCCCAAGGAUGGUUCAGCUCCAGGAUGCCACCCUGGCUGCCAUGGCUGUGAUGGGCAUGGCUGGAGAGAUGCUGCUCACCCCCUUUGGUGCCCUCAUCGCAGGGUUUCUGGUUGGCCUCAUCACCCCCCUUGGCUUCAGAUUCUUCACGCCUGUUCUGCACUCCAAGCUGAAAAUCCAGGACACGUGCGGGGUGCACAACACCCACGGGCUGCCCGGGGUGCUGGGGGCCCUGCUGGGGACGCUGCUGACGCUGCUGGCCACCGCUGACACUUUUGGUUACAGGCUGGAGCUGCUGUUCCCACUGGUGACCCAGGGCAGCCGGACAGUCACUGACCAGGCGUUGAUCCAGCUCAGUGCCCUGCCCCUCACCCUGCUGCUUGCCACGCUCGGGGGCUGCAUCACGGUCCCGGUCCCGUCUCCUCCCGGUUCCCCCCGCUCCCCCGGUCUCGGUCCCCGCCGCCGCCGCUAG
This is a messenger RNA of Melospiza georgiana, 1299 nucleotides long. RefSeq names its product Rh family B glycoprotein (gene RHBG). Lineage: Eukaryota; Metazoa; Chordata; Aves; Passeriformes; Passerellidae. Gene Ontology annotation, biological process: ammonium transmembrane transport; ammonium homeostasis. The transcript has 9 exons. The record is from RefSeq and is a predicted model, not a curated record. The coding region runs from base 1 to 1299 and encodes 432 amino acids. Gene Ontology annotation, molecular function: ammonium channel activity. Gene Ontology annotation, cellular component: plasma membrane.